This is a messenger RNA of Hemicordylus capensis (graceful crag lizard), 5765 nucleotides long. RefSeq names its product pterin-4 alpha-carbinolamine dehydratase 2 (gene PCBD2). Gene Ontology annotation, molecular function: 4-alpha-hydroxytetrahydrobiopterin dehydratase activity. The coding region runs from base 1860 to 2228 and encodes 122 amino acids. The record is from RefSeq and is a predicted model, not a curated record. The transcript is spliced from 4 exons. Gene Ontology annotation, biological process: tetrahydrobiopterin biosynthetic process. NCBI's taxonomy places the organism in Eukaryota, Metazoa, Chordata, Lepidosauria, Squamata, Cordylidae.
GUGUGUGUGUGUGUGUGUGUGUGUGUGUGAAUGAAAUGCUUUUGUCUAAAGUAGAUGAUUAAAAAUGCAUCUUGAUUAUUUAUUUAUUUGUUUGUUUGUUUAUUUAUUUAUUUAUUCGAUUUCUGUACUACCCUUCCAAAAGGCUCAGGGUGGUUUACACAGAGAAAUAAUAAAUAAAUAAGAUGGCUCCCUGUCCCCAAAGGGCUCACAAUCUAAAAAGAAACAUAUAGACACCAGCAACAGUCACUGGAGGUGCUGUGCUGGGGGUGGAUAUGGCUAAUUAUAGAAGAUUGCUAUAGAAUAAUCCAUAUUCAAAGCAAGGGCACAAUACAUUUGCAUCUCAAAAUGUUUUUCAGUCCUAAUUUAGCAGUAUUUUAUGUAUCUUACGAAGCUCAUUCUGCAUUUGAGCAAAUAGAGCAAUUCAUGUAAGACAUUGCAUGGAAGCAGCUAUGGAUUGAGUAGAACAUAUUCAUAAUUGCAUUGAUUUCUGUUUUAUACGUAUAUGAGAAAUGGCCGUUCUGUUGUUUAUGAUGAAAUGUUCAGCUUUAGAAACAGUUACAUAUAUCCAAACUAAAAUUUGUGUGUGGGGAAUGCUUCCGUGUGCAAGGAAGUGGAGGAGGAGUGAUUUUCAGCAAUCCCACCUUCCCUGUGCAAUUGCCCGUGUCUCCCAAAAACAUAUCUCGGAGUGUCCUGCAACACUCCGGCACAUUUGGGGUGGGGGACACAGGUGGAUGCAGAGGGAAGAAGGAAUCCCCCAAAUUACCCCUCCCUUCUAUGUGCACACAGAAGUGUUCACCACGUAUACUCUUAGUUUGUGUGUAGGGCAAUGAUUUCUCAAUAAUGCAGAUAUCAUUUUAGUUGAAUAUGUUGGUAAAUCUCCAGAGGGGAAGCUGUUCUAGCCUGUUGUCGCAACAAUGAAAAAAAAAAGCACUGAAACAGCAUUAAAACAAUCAGAUUUAUAUGUUUUCAUGAUUUGGAGAAGUUUUUGCUUCAUCAGAUAAAUGUGUAAGGAAAGAUUGAUACAGGCAUAACACUUCUGUUCUCUUAACUGUGGAGGGUUGCCCAUUAAUUCCCCUGCUGCUGCUGCUGCUCCUCCUGCUCCUCUUCCUCCUCCUUCUAUCCUUAAUUAUUGAUAAGGGCACCAACCUUAACUAUGGGACUGUUCUUAACAGGGAAUUUAAUCCUUAGUUUCAAAUCCUGCUGAAUCUCUGGUUAGCAUUAACCAUAAUUCUUGACCAUGGUUAAGGUCAGCAGGGAGGUGGCAGAGGAAUUAAUGUGCAAGAGGGGAGGGAGCACAUAAUCCUUCACCUUGCUCCUGCUCUCUUAAUCCUGGCUAAGGAAUCAGUAGCACCACAUCUGCUCAAUCCAACAUGUUAACGGUUAUGCUUCAUCUUGUUUUCAAAACAGCACUCUGCUUUCAUCUGAGGAAGUUCAUGGUGUAAUUAUAUAUAACAUACAUACACAUAUCUAGUAUUAUAUGUAGGUUUCUAAUUUUAAUUAUAUGUUUACUAAGUUUUUUGGAUGUUAUGGCCGUUUUAAUGCUAAUUGGUAGAAUGUGUUUUUCCUUUCGGAAUGAGUGGAUACAGCUUAAUUUAAUUAUAAUUAAGUAAUUAUAAUUAAGUAAUUAUUUCAGGAUUUGCAAUGUUGUAAUAGUUUUAAUCAGCCAGCUUUAGUCACCAUUGUAAUAUUACAGGACAAAUCUUCUUUUGCAUGCAUACAACUAGGGAUGUGCAUGAACCACGGUUAUAGCUCAUACUAUGAUUUUUUGCUGUAUGUAGGGAUGUACACGAACCUCUGUGCGUGCACAGAUUCAGCGGUGUGGGGAGUGGUGAUCUUUUUUUAAAAAAGAAGAGAUAAGCAUGCAGGUUCCUGCUAUGGUGGCACUUGAACCAAGUACUCGUGCAUGUGACAGGAAGCUGUCUUCACAGCCUCAUUGGUUGACCACAGAAGAAAGGAACCAAGUUUUAUAUGACCUCAAAGGUGCCGGAUGGUCUGAACUUCCUGAAAGAGAUGCCAUAUACAAAGAAUUCAACUUCAAAACUUUCAACCAGGCUUUUGGUUUUAUGACUCGUAUUGCUCUUCAGGCUGAAAAGAUGAAUCAUCACCCUGAGUGGUUUAAUGUGUACAAUAAGGUCCAGAUAACUCUCAUUUCCCAUGACUGUGGUGGGCUGACAAAGCGAGAUGUCAAGCUGGCUCAGUUUAUUGACAGAGCUGCUGCAUCUGUCUAACAACUGGGUGUUGGAACCAUCACAUCAGGACAGCAUUUUCUUUAGAAUGAUUUCCAUUUACAUUGUAUGAGAUGUCUGUUCAGUCUUCUGUACCUUAAAGCUUUUGACCCUCAAAAUUACCAGAUGGCCUCAGAUCCAUACCCGGCAUAUAUGAGUCACCUUUGGAUAGAUGGGAGAGGCUGAAAUAUAAGGAGCGAUUCCUCAAGCAGACAGGAUACUGUUGGUUCAGAGACUAGAAAUGCUGGCAGACAUGUAGACUAAAUUACUGAUGAGUGGUCCCAUUGAAAUUAAUGGGGGAAAUGUUGGUGCUUCUGUGCAUAAAAUUCACUUUGCAUUCAUAGAAAUUGUAAUAUUUUAUUAUAAAGCCUCUGGGGAAAGAGGAUUGAGGUACUCUGAACCCAUCUUGUGUGCCUGUGUAUCACUGGCAGUGUAACUGUUUCCCCUACUGUAUCCUUGGUUACUGCUGAUCAUUCCAUCAGAAUUCCCCAGAGAAAAGAAGGCUCAUAGCAGCAGUGAUCUAGCCUUAGGAGUUGAUUCAAGUGCCACUCUCGCCAGUCAAGGUUGACUUUUGUGCUCUCCCCCUGUAAAGAAAGUAAGCAAAUCUUGUCUUACAUGGGGGUGUGUUUGUGUAUAGCAGCUGAGAGAUGUGGUUGUUAGCAGAAAAAUCUUGCUGGGAAAAGAGUUAGGAAGCCUCUUCUUUCGUCCCUGCCGCUCUCUCACUGUGCCAGUCCUCUGCUCCAGGGUAUAGAUCUUCAAUUGCAUUUAGUUUUGAAAGGGGAAGGCGGGGAGGGGUGGGGGGGGAGAAACUACAUGCAACUGAAUGUCACAUGGGGCAGAUCCACACAUAAUAGCAAGUAUAAUGUUGCUGGCAGCUGAUGUGGGAACCCAGCAGAAUGUCUGCUUGCCAAGCAGCAUUUCCACCUAGCAUCCACCACCCCACUUCAGAUCUUGGGUGCAGAUGUUGGGUGGUGGAGGGAAGCGCUGCAAGAGCAUUGGUGGGUUCACGCACCAUGAAAUAUGCUCAACUUGCAGCUUGCGCCAGGAGCAAGUGCUCACCAGGAACUGACAGUUGGCAGCACCUUAUUUAUUUAACAUAUUUCUAUACUGCCCAAAACUUGCUGGGUGGUUUACAAUUAAAAUUAUUUAAACAUUAAACUCAAUUAAACAAUUAAAAAUUAAAAUACUUAACAUUAAAAUCAGUUUACACCCAACAAUAAAAGUAUUAAAACUAUAAAUCUAAUUAAAGGUCUGAGUGAAUAAAUAUGUUUCCAGUGCCUUUCUAAAAGUUGCCAGAGAUGGGGAGACUCUUAUUUCAACAGGGAGCGCAUUCCAAAGCCCAAGGGCAGCAAUGGAGAAUGCCCAUCCCCGAGUACCCGCCAGACUAGUUGGCAGCCAACUGCUGAUGAACCUCUCCAGACGAUCUUAACAGGUGAUGGGGCUCAUGGUGAAGAAGACGUUCUCUUAAAUACCCAGGGCCUAAGCUGUUUAGGGCUUUAUAGGUAAUAACCAGCACCCUGUAUUUUGCCCAGGAACCUAUUGGCAGCCAGUGUAGUUCUUUCAACACAGGAGUAAUAUGGUCGCUCCUAGAUGUCCCAGAGACAUCUGUACUAGCUGCAGUUUCCGGACUAUGUACAAAGGCUCCACAUAGAGCACAUUGCAGUAGUCCAGCCUAGAGGUUACCAGCAUAUGUACCCUGUAUUCGGUCCGACUUGGACUCCACUAUUUCUGCAGGGUCAAUGAAGGUGGUGUCCAGCAAUCCUUCUUGCAGUAUUAGAUUGGAUCAGUUUCAAUCUGUGGCUCCUGAGGAUGUGGACAAGCUGCUUUGGGCGGUGCAACCUACCAUUUGUUCUCUGGAUCCUUGCCUAACUUGGCUGCUUCUAUCUAGCAGGGAGAUUGUUGGAGGUGGUCUAGUUAAUAUCAUAAAUUGCUGAGGGAGGGUACGGUGUUUGAAGGAGGCAAUGGUUAGACCGCUUCUUAAGAAGCCUUCCCUGAACCCUUAGCGAUAGAUAGUUAUAGGCCAGUCUCCAAUCUCCUUUGGUUGGGCAAAGUGAUUGAGAGGGUGAUGGCCAACCAGCUCCAGGUGGUUUUAGAGGAAGCUGAUUAUCUAGACCCAUUUCAGACUGGCUUUAGAGCAGGCUAUGGGGUUGAGACAGCCUUGGUCAGCCUGAUGGAUGACCUCUACCGGGGAAUCGAUAGAAGGAGUGUGACUCUGCUGGUUCUUCUGGAUCUCUCGGUGGUGUUCGAUACCAUUGACCAUGGCAUCCUUCUGGAUCACCAGGGGGAGUUGGGGUUAGGGGGCACUGCUUUGCAGUGGUUCCGUUUCUAUCUCUUGGAUAGAUUCCUGAUUGUGGAGCUUGGUGACAGUUGCUCAAAAUAGAAGCUGUUAUAUGGAGUCCCUCAGGGCUCCAUUUUGUCACCAAUGCUUUUUAAUAUCUACAUGAAACCGCUGGGUGAGGUCAUGAGGAGUUUUGGUUCUGGGUGUUAUCAAUAUGCUGAUGACACCCAAAUCUACUCCUUUUCAUCUUCGUCAUCAGGAAAUGGCAUUCAUUCCCUAAAUGCCUGCCUACAGGCAGUAGUGGGCUGGAUGAGGGAAAACAGAUUGAAACUGAAUCCAAACAAGAUGGAGGUGCUCAUUGUAGGGGCUCAGAAUUUGAGGGAUGAGUUAGAGCUUCCUAUGCUGGAUGGGGGGUUCCACUUCCUCGGAAAGAGCAGGCAUGCAGCUUGGGAGUACUCCUGCACCCAGACCUCACCCUGGUAUCUCAGGUGGAUGCUAUGGCCAGGAGUGCUUUCUAUCAGCUUCGGCUGAUUUGACAGCUGUGUCCAUUCCUUGAAGAGGAUGACCUCAAAACAGUGGUGCAUCAGCUGGUAACCUCCCGGCUUAACUAUUGCGAUGCACUCUACGGGGGCUGCCUUUGUACAUAGCUCGGAAACGACAAUUAGUUCAAAAUGCAGCAGCCAAAUUGGUUUCUGGGGCAACCCGAAGAGACCAUAUUAUGCUUAUUUUGGAACAGUUCAUAUUAUGACUAUUUUGAACAGACUUAUUAUGCCUAUUUUGAAACUAUUUUGAAAAGUGCUGGUUAUUACUUUUAAAGCCCUGAACGGCUUAAGUUCGAGUUACCUUAGAGAGUGCCUUCUUCUACAUGAUCACCACCACAUGUUAAGGUCAUCUGAGGAGGUCUGUCUCCAGUUAGCACUGGUACGUCUUGGUGGCAACUCAAAGGCAGGCCUUCUCUGUAGCUGCUCCUGGGCUGUGGAAUGUACUCCCUGUAGAAUUUGAAUUCAUUAUUGGCCUUCAGGAAAGCCGUUAAGACUUAUCUGUUGGCCUGGCCUUCCAGAGUUUUAAAAUUGUUUUUAAACUGUAAAUAUUUGGCCAGGGUUUUAAAACUGGUUUUAAAUGUUUUAAUUAUUAACUGGUUUCAUAUUGUUUUUAUCGGUUUUGAUUUUAACUGUUAAUUGAUUUUAAUUGUUUUUAUUUUAAUGUAUACUGCCAUUUUUUGAAGGGCAGUAUAGAAAUCAAAUAAAUAAAUAUGUACCACC